Drosophila obscura is the source of this 1131-nucleotide messenger RNA. RefSeq names its product serine, glycine and glutamine-rich protein (gene TwdlT). NCBI's taxonomy places the organism in Eukaryota, Metazoa, Arthropoda, Insecta, Diptera, Drosophilidae. Bases 214 to 1047 code for a protein of 277 amino acids. The transcript has 3 exons. The record is from RefSeq and is a predicted model, not a curated record.
AAGCAUUUGAUUUGGUCUAAUAAACAACAUCCGAGCACCAAGCCGAGGAAACAGAAACACCUAGGAUUACUGUGACAGUGCCAGUGCAAAGUGUGUGCCGCGUUAGAUCGUAACCCAAAAAGAGAAACCGGCUAUCCGAGUACCCACCCCACCCACAAGUGAUCCAAGAGAACCGCAUCCAAUUCGUCAGCACCGAUCCGUGACUAAGCAGCCAUGAAAGCCUUCAUUCUAAUGUCCUGUCUGGCCCUGGCCGCGGCCCGUCCUGAGGCCGGCUACAACUACAACCGUCCCGGUGGCGGCGGCGGUUCGGGAGGCUCAGGUGGCGGCUUUGGAGGUGGCUCCAGCGGUGGAUUCGGAGGUGGCUCCAGCGGUGGAUUCGGAGGCGGAUCUGGCGGAGGAUUUGGCGGCGGCUUCGGCGGUGGCUCCAGCGGUGGUGGUGGUGGAUUCAGCAGUGGCGGCGGAGGAGGCUUCGGCGGUGGAUUCGGCGGCGGCUCAGGCGGCGGAUUCGGCGGAGGCGGCAGCAUUGGCGGAUUCGGAGGUGGAGGCGGCGGCGGUGGUGGCGGCGGAGGCGGUGGCACCACCCUGGUGCAGAAGCACAUCUAUGUCCAUGUGCCGCCACCAGAGCAGGAGGAAGUGCGUCAGCGGCCCAACCUGCCCAUUGGCCAGUCGCAGAAGCACUACAAGAUCAUCUUCAUUAAGGCGCCAUCUCCGCCCUCGUACCAGGCUCCGGUCAUCCCGCUGCAGCCGCAGAACGAGGAGAAGACCCUGGUCUACGUGCUGGUGAAGAAGCCCGAGGACCAGCAGGACAUUGUCAUCCCCACGCCGGCACCCACACAGCCCUCAAAGCCCGAGGUGUACUUCAUCAAGUACAAGACCCAGAAGGAGUCUGGCGGCGGCAUCUCCGGCGGCAGCGGUGGCUUCACUCAGUCCAACUCUGGCAGCGGCUACACCACCGGCGGCGAUGGUGGCUUCACCGGCGGCGACAGCGGCUCCAUCUCGGCCCCGUCCAGCAACUACGGCCCGCCCGGCAAGUCCGGCCCCUACUAAGCAUCUCCAGCCACCACGCGAACUUCGAACUCAACUUCGGCUCAAGCUGCUGACUAGUCCUGUCGUUGACACGCCCCCCCAGCC